AUGCACGGAGCCGCCCGCGCUCCGGCCACCAGCGUGAGUGCCGAUGGCUGCAUCCCGGCCGGCCUGCGCCUCGGGCCAGUGCCCGGAACCUUCAAGCUGGGCAAGUACCUGUCAGACCGCAGGGAACCCGGGCCCAAGAAAAAGGUGCGCAUGGUGAGAGGGGAGCUUGUGGACGAGUCGGGGGGCUCCCCCCUGGAGUGGAUAGGGUUAAUCCGGGCAGCCAGGAACCCCCAGGAACAGACUCUGGAAGCUAUUGCAGACUUACCUGGAGGACAGAUCUUCUACCGAGCGCUUCGAGACGUCCAGCCAGGGGAGGAGCUGACCGUAUGGUAUUCCAACUCCUUGGCGCAGUGGUUUGACAUCCCCACGAUUGCAACCCCAACUCACGACGAGAAAGGGGAGGAGCGCUACAUUUGCUGGUAUUGCUGGAGGACGUUUAGAUACCCCAACAGCCUUAAGGCGCACCUACGUUUCCACUGCGUGCUCAGCAGCAGCGGGGGCCGCGCCUACCUGCACCCCGAGCACGCGACCCGCCAAGGCGCCGCCCCGGCCACGGAUGGCCUCCGCCUCUCCCCGAAACCCCCGGCGCCAGACUUCGCUGCGGCCGCCCCGGCGGGCACUCUUCGGCCCCACCCGCAGGUGCCGCCGGCCCUCCAGGCUUGCGGAGCGCGGGACAGCAUCAAGCGCGAGGCCUCCCUCGCGCCCUCGGCCACCUCGCCGCCCCCGGCCAGGUGGGGGCCGUCCAAGAAGGGCAAGGAACAGCCGGACCGCGCCCUGGACACGAGCGGUGCCGCCCGGGGACACAGCCACUUUCUCGGCAUCGUGGGCGGUUCCCCAGCCGGGGGCGGCGGCUUGGCGUUCUACCCCGGCGUGCGCUCGGCUUUCAAGCCCGCUGGCUUGGCCAGGGCCGCCGCAGCCGUGCACGGCGACCCCUACCGGGAGGAGGGCGGCGGCAAACCGGGGGCCGGCCUGGCCUUAAGCAGGCUGCUGGGCGGGGGCCGGGCGGGCGUACGCCCGGGAAGCCGGGAGAACCCGGCGGCGACGGGCGGCGGGGGCCACCACCAUCACCACCACGCGCACCACCACCACCACCCCAAGUGCCUGCUGGCGGGGGACCCGCCGCCGCCUCCCGGCCUGCCCUGCUCGGGGGCUCUGCGCGGCUUCCCUCUGCUCCCGGGGCCCCCGGAAGAGGCGUCCGCCUUCAAGCACGUGGAGCGCGCCCCGCCCGCCGCCGCCGCCGCCGCCGCGGAGCUGCCGGGAGCGCGUUACGCGCAGCUGCCUCCGGCGGCCGGGCUGCCCCUCGAGCGCUGCGCGCUGCCCCCCCUCGACGCGGGCGGCCUCAAAGGCUACCCAGGUGGCGAGUGCAGCCACCUGCCCGCCGUCAUGCCAGCCUUUACCGUCUACAACGGGGAGCUGCUGUAUGGCGCACCGGCCGCCGCCGCGUAUUACCCGCUCAAACUGCACUUCGGCGGGCUGCUCAAGUAUCCCGAGUCCCUCUCCUACUUCAGCGGGCCCGCGGCGGCGGCGGCGGCGGCCGCUCUGAGCCCGGCCGAGCUGGGCUCCUUGGCUAGCAUCGACCGAGAGAUCGCCAUGCACACGCAGCAGCUGUCGGAGAUGGCGGCCGGGAAAGGCCGCGGCCGUCUGGACGCGGGGACGCUGCCCCCGGCCGUCGUGGCGGCGGGUGGCGCUGGGGGCGGCGGCGGGGGCGGCGGCGCGGGCAAGGCCAAGACGGGCCACCUGUGCCUCUACUGCGGCAAGCUGUACUCGCGCAAGUACGGGCUCAAGAUUCACAUGCGGACGCACACGGGCUACAAGCCGCUCAAGUGCAAAGUGUGCCUGCGGCCCUUCGGCGACCCCAGCAAUCUCAACAAGCACAUCCGGCUGCACGCCGAGGGCAACACGCCCUACCGCUGCGAGUUCUGCGGCAAGGUGCUGGUGCGCCGCCGGGACCUGGAGCGCCACGUCAAGUCCCGCCACCCCGGCCAGAACCUGCUGGCCAAGGCGGCCGACGGCGCGGGCGCGGGGCCUGACUACCCCCCGGAGCCGGGGGAGCCCAAGAGCGACAGCGACGUGGACGUCUGCUUCACCGACGACCAGAGCGACCCUGAGGCCGGGGGCGGUGGCGAGCGCGGCUCAGCCGAGAGGGCGGUGAUUGGCUGCUCCCGUUUAGUUCGGGCGCUCCCAUUGGUUCAUCCCUUGGAGCCAGAGUUGCUAUUGGUGGCGGGCUGGUCGCGCGCGAAGGUCCGGGCAGGCGCUGCCUCGCGAGAAUGCCGGGCCAGGUGGCCGCAUCGCUGCUGGGGUGAGUGUCGCGACGUCAGCCUGUGUGUGUGUGUGUGUGGCCCUCUUGAGGCUUCCAGCUUCGCUCUCCCUGGGAACGAGGGUUUCCAGGGCUGGGUUCCGGGCAGAAGAGGGGGAGUCUCGCCGCGUUUAGGUGUACAGUCCGGGAGCCUGGUAGCGAGAGAGACACGGGAGCCUCCCCCGCCCCGCGCCCAGCAGGCGGCCGGGGGAGUCCCAGGCGCGGAACCAGUGCUUGUUUCGGUGGCCCCGGCCGGCGGUGGCGGGGAGCUGCGGCACCAGCGCUGUGCGCCCUCGCCAUCUGCUGCUUCCCCAAAGGGAAGAGCGCAGAGGCGCUGGCGCCGUCGGGAGGUCAGACGUGACCCUUGGCCACCCAGGUGUGGGAUCUGA
Molecule: messenger RNA, 2685 nt
Organism: Hippopotamus amphibius kiboko
Lineage: Eukaryota; Metazoa; Chordata; Mammalia; Artiodactyla; Hippopotamidae
Gene: PRDM13
Product: PR/SET domain 13
Exons: 5
Coding region: 1-2685 (894 amino acids)
Cellular component (GO): nucleus
Molecular function (GO): protein binding
Source: RefSeq, a predicted model, not a curated record